This is a messenger RNA of Tachyglossus aculeatus (Australian echidna), 4405 nucleotides long. It is a transcript of the gene PPP2R5C, whose product is annotated as protein phosphatase 2 regulatory subunit B'gamma. Gene Ontology annotation, cellular component: cytosol; protein phosphatase type 2A complex; nucleus. Bases 150 to 1886 code for a protein of 578 amino acids. The transcript has 16 exons. Gene Ontology annotation, molecular function: protein phosphatase activator activity. NCBI's taxonomy places the organism in Eukaryota, Metazoa, Chordata, Mammalia, Monotremata, Tachyglossidae. The record is from RefSeq and is a predicted model, not a curated record. Gene Ontology annotation, biological process: signal transduction; protein dephosphorylation.
CGCCUGCCGAAGGACACGCGCCGUCCGGGAGGCCUCCCCGGAGGAGGCGGCGGGAGGAGGCAGCAGCAGCAGCAGCAGUAGCCGGGGCGGGGGGUGCUGCUGCUGCUGCUGCUGCUCGGUGCGGGGGCGCGGCGGCGGCCGCUCCAGCCAUGCCGAAUAAAAACAAGAAGGAGAAAGAACCAGCCAAAUCUGGAAAAGGUGGGAAAAGUGGAAAAGAAGGACCCGAUAAUUCAGAACAUGAGAUUUCUAACAAGAAAGCCAACAGCGCGACUCCUCCCCAAACUCCAUUAUCAAAAAUAAAAGUACCUUCUGCGCAGACUGUAUUAAAGAAAGAGAAACGCCAGAGUUCUUCGAGAUUUAGUAUCAGCAAUAACAGAGAACUCCAGAAACUACCAGCUUUAAAAGAUGUUCCUCCUGCUGAUCAAGAGAAGCUUUUUAUUCAGAAGUUGCGUCAGUGUUGUGUCCUCUUUGAUUUCGUUUCUGAUCCACUAAGUGACCUGAAGUGGAAGGAAGUAAAACGAGCUGCUUUAAGUGAAAUGGUAGAAUACAUUACCCACAAUCGCAAUGUGAUCACCGAGCCUAUUUACCCAGAGGUAGUACAUAUGUUUGCAGUUAACAUGUUUCGAACAUUACCACCAUCCUCCAAUCCCACGGGAGCAGAGUUUGAUCCAGAAGAAGAUGAACCCACACUAGAAGCUGCAUGGCCUCAUCUACAGCUUGUUUAUGAAUUUUUCUUAAGAUUUUUAGAAUCUCCAGAUUUCCAACCUAAUGUAGCUAAGAAAUAUAUCGAUCAGAAGUUUGUAUUGCAGCUUUUAGAGCUUUUUGACAGUGAAGAUCCUCGGGAGAGAGAUUUUCUUAAAACAACUCUUCACAGAAUCUAUGGGAAAUUCUUAGGCUUACGAGCUUACAUCAGGAAACAGAUUAAUAAUAUAUUUUAUAGGUUUAUUUAUGAAACAGAGCACCACAAUGGCAUAGCAGAGCUACUGGAAAUAUUGGGAAGUAUAAUUAAUGGAUUUGCCUUACCAUUAAAAGAAGAGCACAAGAUUUUCUUAUUGAAGGUGUUAUUACCUUUGCACAAAGUGAAAUCUCUGAGUGUCUACCAUCCACAGUUGGCAUACUGUGUAGUUCAGUUUUUAGAAAAGGACAGCACACUUACUGAACCAGUGGUGAUGGCACUUCUCAAGUACUGGCCAAAGACUCAUAGUCCAAAAGAAGUCAUGUUUUUAAAUGAACUAGAGGAAAUUUUAGAUGUUAUUGAACCAUCUGAAUUUGUAAAGGUUAUGGAGCCUCUCUUCAGACAACUAGCCAAAUGUGUUUCCAGCCCACAUUUCCAGGUGGCAGAGCGAGCACUGUAUUACUGGAAUAAUGAGUACAUUAUGAGUUUAAUCAGUGACAAUGCAGCAAAGAUUUUGCCUAUCAUGUUCCCAUCCUUGUACCGCAAUUCAAAGACUCAUUGGAACAAGACAAUACAUGGCUUAAUAUACAAUGCGCUGAAACUCUUCAUGGAGAUGAACCAAAAACUGUUCGAUGACUGCACACAACAGUUUAAAGCAGAAAAACUGAAAGAGAAGCUAAAACUGAAGGAACGAGAAGAAGCAUGGGUUAAAAUAGAGAAUCUAGCCAAAUCAAAUCCCCAGUACGCAGUGUGUAGUGACACCAGUGCCCUGAACAGUCCUGUUGCAAUGGAAACCGAUGGGCCCUUAAUUGAAGAUUUAAAGAUGCUGAGAGAGACAGUGAAUGAAGAGGCUCGUCAGGCACAGAAAGAUCAGAAAAAGGACCGUCCUCUUGUGCGACGCAAGUCAGAACUGCCUCAGGAUAUCUAUACCAUGAAAGCCUUGGAAUCCCAUUGCAGAGCUGAUGAAAUAAUAUCACAUGAUGGGCAUUAGACUAUUCAGUGGAAUAUAUUGCGGGGAAGAAUUUUUUUUCUGGACUCAGUAGAAAAUGCAUACUUUUUGUGCCAUACCAAUCAGUUACACAUGAAGUCAAAGCUUUCUUCAACCCAGUUCUGUAGGCAAUAAUUCAAUAUGCAGCUCAAGAUCAGUGGGUUCAAACAAUGGUAAAUUAUUGGAUGUCACACAUGUGGAACCUUGGGUUGAUUAGUAUUAAAUAGCCUCAUUUUUUUUGGUAGUGUUAUCAUAGACCCAAGCGUAUUACAAAUAUGAAUUUAUCUCUAAAAUUUUAGACCUGAGAAAAGCACCCUGAUCGCCCUGUGUACCUUAUUCCACCAAAAUGAAAUGUAUAUCACUUAUAAGUAGCUGCUACUGUGAAAGUAACAGCAUUUGUUUUCAAAUCAAAAUAACACUGUCAAUUUGGAGUAUUACACAUUUUCUAGGGCUUUUUUUUAACCUUGGAAUAGUUUCCAUAUUGGUAUCAGCAGUUUAAAAAAAAAAACCUACCACUUAAAAUUAUUCCUUUUAUUAUGACACGUAGCUUACAGAUAUUGGACUUAAUGACCGUCAUCAGUCAUUGUUGUUUUUCUAAGUUCUUUAUUUUGGGUAAAUCCACGUGAACCGUGUCCUAAUAAUUUUUCAUAUAUCUAAAGCCAUAUUUUAAAGUCUUUACUACAGCACCAGUGUUCCAGAAACAGAUAAGAAGAAAUUUGUUUUCCUAUGCUCAGUUUCUUUCGAACCUGGAAUUGGAUUCAGUUUUUUAAAGUGUUAAAUAGUUUCAUUUUCAAAAUUCUGAUUUUUGUCCGUACUGUAACACUUGUUGGCUGUUGCCCCUUAACUGAGCUUUUUAAAAUUUAUCUAUAAAUAUUUGGGCUCUAAGAGCUCAGAAUUUGGAAGAGAUCAGAAUGAGGUCAUUUUAAGGUGGAUCGGUUCUCUUUUCCUAGCAAAAACUUUUGCAUUCCAGGAAAAUGCCCAACAUCGCAGUAUAAAGUGAACUAGACAUUAAAAUGACAUUGUUCUAUACCUUUUUACCUUAACUGUGAGGCUAGGAGCAUGGGAGAAGCAACAGUGAUGAUAAUUUUAUGUGGAUAUAUAUGUCUUAUGUGGAAAAGAGCACACUCAUUACAAAUACACCUCACAAGGAAAAUGAAAAUGCAUUCAAAUUUCCAUUGAUCUUCAAAUGCUGCUAUAUAUUCCACCAAGUUAUUUGCAUGUAAUGGGCUUUUUGUUAUAAAUGGAACAGCACGGGAGGAAAAAUACUCUUUAAACUUAAUGCUUUGUCUAUUUUUGAUUUCUCUCAGGGUGGCCAGUAUUUUGACUUAUUUAUCCUGCUUGAAAGCUGUUUGAAAUGUGUUCUGCUAUUCUAGAUGGGUGAUUCUAGUUUCUUUUGUCUCUUGCAGUAAGAUAAUAUAACUUAAUGUUAAAUGUCUUGAUGCAUAAGAUGAUAAAAUGUGGCUUCUUUAAAAAUCUGUUAUUUAAAAAAGAAGAAAGGGUCUCCUGCAUCCAUAAAAAUAUUGUGAAAAGCAGACAUAGUUACCUUGUGCAGAUGUAGUGCCUGAUGUCUGUUGGUUUCAUUUAAAAUUCAUUUACAAUGUUUUGUUCCCUUAUAUUUUGGCGGGAAAUCAUUUUUGUGGAGGGGAUUUAGUGUUGUAAGAGAGAAAACUAAAUUGAAAGACCACCCCGGCUUGAAGUGGAAAAGUCCACUGUGUAAAGAAAACUUCCUGUGAAACUUGAAAAGAAUCUGCUUUACCAUUAUGAUAAAACUAUAAUUAACAAAGUUUAAAGAUGCCUUCUCCUUUUGAGGGAAAAAGGGUGCUUUUAUAUCAUAUAAAGCAAUGUCUUAUGUAUUUUGAUAUACCAUUGUUUGAACUUCUGUCUUUAGCUGGUAGAUUAUCAGAUAUCUUUGAUUUGGGGUAUUCAGUAUGCUUGUGCAAAGGAUUUCUGGAAAGAAGUAAUUUCAUUUUGCCCUUGGGGGGAAAAGCAUAUAUAUCAGUGUUUGGUUGACUGUAAAGUAAAAGAUCAUCUUUUUGUCUCAAUUUUAUUUCUGUUCUUUAUUGAAGACAAACAUUCACCAAAAGAUAAGCAUAGUCAUGUUUUUGAAAGAAAUUACAAAUAAUGGAUUUGAGAUUUUGACCUAUUGCAUUUUUCAGUGUCCCACCCUAAUUGUUUAACUUGCUUAUCAUACUUGGGUAUAAUGUGUAAUCUGUACUGAAUGAAUUUUAAAACUACUCUGACGAAAAAUAAACAUUAAACUAGAAAUUUGGUGACUGUUUUCCUUCAUAAAGCUCUGUAUUUGACAUCUUCAUGUUUUCCAAAAUACUGUAUACCUGUACAUCAGGAAUGUCAAUGAUAAUAUUACAAGUGUCUUUUAAGUGUGGCUCUAGUAUGGCUUCAUUUUAAUAUUGUACAUACAUUGUACUUUGUUUUAUGGUAAUAAGUAAUAAAAAUGUAGACUUCAUAUUUUGUACAAAAAUGUCCUAUGUACAGAAUAAAAAAGUUCAUAGAAACAGCAAAAA